This is a messenger RNA of Bombina bombina (fire-bellied toad), 1308 nucleotides long. RefSeq names its product potassium calcium-activated channel subfamily M regulatory beta subunit 1 (gene KCNMB1). Gene Ontology annotation, biological process: potassium ion transport; detection of calcium ion. The record is from RefSeq and is a predicted model, not a curated record. Gene Ontology annotation, cellular component: membrane; voltage-gated potassium channel complex. Gene Ontology annotation, molecular function: potassium channel regulator activity; calcium-activated potassium channel activity. NCBI's taxonomy places the organism in Eukaryota, Metazoa, Chordata, Amphibia, Anura, Bombinatoridae. Bases 159 to 764 code for a protein of 201 amino acids. The transcript has 4 exons.
GUUCUUUUCUAUCCUUCUUUGAGCAUCUGGGGGAUCAAAUCUACGAGACAAAGGUGGUGGUAUAACGCACUGAUACUACAAGAUACAUGGAUAUGCUCCUCAAGCUAUUCUAAAACAGGAAAUAGAGUCAUGGAGAAAAUGAAACAGAUUUAAUCAGAAUGGCAAAGAAACUUUUCACAGCACAAAAGCGAGGAGAGACUCGUGCUGUCUGCUUGGGAAUCGGUAUGAUAGUUUGCUCUGUUAUGAUGUUUUUUCUCCUGGGUGUCACGGUGUUACCAUCAUAUUUAAAAAGUGUCUGGACUGAAGAAACUAUAUGCACGCUUAACAAUACUUCUUUCAAGGAGAAAGUAUGCUGCUCCUACAGCUCUAAUGGAGAAUGUGAGAAGACAUCAUUCUAUUACCCAUGUCUGGAGGUGUUGGUCAAUUUAAAUUACUCAGAAGACAUUUUCAUGCUGCAUCAUACAGAGAUAACUACUGAAGUUAAUCCUGAGUGCACAUACAUUCCAAGAUGUGACAAAAACUACACGGAAUUAAAAAUACAUGUGGAGGAAAUUCAGGAAAGAUUCAAGAGAAAGGGAACAUUUAACUGUUCCUAUGAUCCCAGAGGAAGACAGAAGAAUAUUAUUUUAGUCAGAAAAUAUGGACCCAGAUUUCUUAUUUCAUACUUUUUUUGGCCUGGUUCAAUGUUUACUGGUGGACUAAUAAUACUUAUAAUGGUAAAAAUAACUCAGUACUUGUCCAUGGUUUCUGUCCGGUCGAGCUAACCACUUAACUGACUGAUGAGGAAUGUUUUUUACAUUUGAACAGACUAACUACUACAAGAAAAUACAACUGAGGACAUAUUUCAUUCUCAGCUUACAGUAUGUAGUAGACUACAGUACAAGCCUUAAAUAUAGUUAUGCAUUGGACAUAAUGUUAUACAAUGAAGAUGUAAGGGCUAUUCUAAAUAAAAGCAUAUAAGCAUUGCACUAAUUUAGAAAAAGUAGUGUAGGAAAGCACGUGUGAAUAAUUGAACUAAUACAUCUACUAAUGCCUUGAAUAUAUUAGCAUCUAUUGCACAUAUACUAAUUUGUGUGUAAAAGUAAUAUUUUCCAAAGAGACCAUAUAAGAUACAAGAUGGUAUUGUUGAACAAAUCCCACCAAAAAUUUCAGAAAGGUCACUGUCUUCAAUUGAUGUUUUGGUUCAGUCAGUAUUUUCAAGGCAUCCAGAGCAACGAUGAAUAGUCUGAACACUGAGAUCAUAUAUGAGAUAAGCAUUUUGCAAAAUGUAUGUAAAUUGUUUUUACUAAAAUAAAAUUGCACACAGUA